UCGGAGAGAAGGCGUACUGAUCUCGUCGAGCGGGCUGGAGCUAAGCCACCCUCCUCCCGUGGAUCCCCAACACCAAAUCCACCGGAACCCCUCAAAAAAAAAAAAACCAAAUCCACCGGAGAGAACGCCGGCCGGCCCUCCGCCGCCUUCCCCGUCCAAGCAAGCAGGUCGUGCUCCUCCUCCGUCUCCGAUUUCUCACCGUCGAGCCAUCUCGGAGUGGAGGGCUAGCUCUUGGCGCGUGGAUGGCGGGGGAGGAGGGAGAUGGAGGCCAGGCGCGCGUCGCCGGAAAAGCGUUGCCCGUCCUGACUUCCCGCGCCGGCGACGCUCGAGCAAGGAAGCGGGAGCGGGCGCCGGCGGCCACUCGGGCAACUACAACAUCUUCCUCACCAGAGACUGCUUGGCCUCCAACAAGAUAAAGCCCGCGGUCAACCAAAUUGAGACACACCCUUACUUACAGCCCAAUUCCCCUCUGAAGUUGCCACACCUUUUUUUUUGCGGGGAAAGGGAUUUCCUUGCUCAAUCAAAGAUUACAAUCAUUCCAAACAGGUACUUUGACUUCAGGUGGGUAAUUACCAAACCAGCAUGCAGUGGAUUGCUGCGACCGGCCUCUCGAAGCGAGAGCAUGGCCAGCCUCAUUUUGAGUACGAGAAAUCUUCGCAUUCCUUUUUCCUGAUAUCAGCUGCAUAAUUUCCAUCACCUAGUUUACAUACAUAGAGUGGCUCUGGCCUGGACACUUGACAAGAUUGAUAUCCUCUUAAAAAUCAAUUUCCACCUUGGUUCUGGCCAGUCAAAAUAGGGCAUGCGAAAUUAGAUUCUGAGUCCAGACAAUUAAAGACCCAAGAAAAGAGCGCAAAAUCAAGGUUAGAAGUGGCGAAAAACCUAGCUGGAGCGAUGUAUAUCAGCUAUGCAUCUUGUGCCACUAAGAGUGCGCUUAUAGGUGUACUGCCCGCUAAAAGGGUUCCUGAAUAUGCAGUAAAAGUGACUUGAAACUUGAAAGCUUGCAGCUUGCGUUCGUAAAUCGUCUAAUCUAGUGUCCUAACUAGCCGCCAACUAGUCAGACUGUUUGUUUGGGAGGUGUCUUGAAUCGACUUGUCGACUUGAAUACCUUGUUCCAGGUACUGUUGCAUGAAAAGUUCAUACACCCCCUCGUCUAGUAGUGGUUGAUUAGUCAAAUUUAAUGAAUCCCCUUGAUUAGUAGUGUUGAUUAGUCAGAUUUAGCCUGUUGGAAGGCGUCUCGACUUGACUUGUCACUUACAAAGAAAAACUUUCUCGAGACACUGUCAAGAUGAUGAUUUUUUUAUUCACAGCACCAUAUCAAGAUGAUGCAACUACAGAAGAGGUCAACUUUUAGCCUUAUUUUUCAAGCGGGAAAAGAGAGAGAUAGCAACCUAAUGCACUGAUUGAUGGGUUUCUUCAUUCCCUCAUUUUCUCCCAAUUGACUUAGCCUGUCGUAGACCCUUAUCCUCUUCCCAGGAUUCCUUAAACAAGUCUGUGACAAGGGCUAAUGUUGAUUUUGGUGCCAGGAGUGAGACCAUUAUGCAUGGUGAAGUUGCCUAGAAGUUCAGCUGAUCUGGUUUGUGAUAGUAUGCAACUCACUCCAGGAAUCUUCCUAUAAGAAUAGAUUGCCAUUUCCUAAAAAAAGUGGAGUCGGUUGGAAGAAAGGUAACCUCCUCGUAUGAUUGGCUGACACUUGGUGCAGAACGCAGUUUUUGCCAAUCCACAUUCUCUUCUUAUUCCGAGAAACAAUACUGGUAGUCAGGCACACCAAUGGAAUCAGUUCAAGCGAGGGUGACAUGCAUGAACCAGUUCCGGUACAAAGGUUGGACCUCGUCACAAGGAUAAUCAAGUUUAGGUACCGUUCACAUGGUUGACCGAUACUCGAAGUUCAUGAAUUCCACUUGUAUAUAAAUUGCUGCUUUGCAAUGACCAGCCUCUGCCCAUACCACUUGACAUCUCCUUCUCCCGAAUCCCAAAGCCUCACACACAGUGCAUAAGGCUAUUUGGAUUGCUUGAUUGUGGGAAAGAAGAUCCUGCAACAAAUGGAGGGGGUGAUAGCGGUUGCCAUGACAGGAGCGAUGUCAUCACUCAUCAGCAAGCUCGCGGCCUUGCUGGAGAAGAAGUACAAGCUGUCCAAAGAUGCGAAGAAGGAGAUCAUCUCUUUGAAAGAUGAGAUGAGCUCUAUGAAUGCUCUGCUCCUGAAGCUGUCUAGGUUCGACGAGCUCGAUGAGCAACAGAAGGACUGGCGUGACAAGGUCCGUGAGCUAUCUUAUGGUAUGGAAGACUGCAUCGACAUAUUCAUGAAUGAUCUUGAUAGUGCUGAUGCCAAGGCUGGGCUUUUGGGUGGACUAAAAAAGCUCAAGGCUCACUACAAGAUUGCUAACAGGAUCGAAGAACUAAAGGCAAAGGUCUUGGAAGCAAGCGAUCGUCACAAUAGAUAUAAGCUUGAUGAGCAUGUUGGUUCUUCUCGGGGCCCUGAGGCUAUUGACCCUCGUGUACAGGCACUCUAUACCGAGGCCGAUAGCCUUGUAGGCAUAGAUUCCCGAAAGGACAAGCUUAUCGAGUUGCUGAGGAUGGAGGAGAAUGCACCACAACUUCAUGUGGUAUCAGUUGUUGGAUUUGGAGGCAUGGGCAAGACAACGCUUGCCAAACAAGUUCAUGAUAAGAUCAAAAGCCAAUUUGAUUGCACAGCCUUUGUAUCGGUGUCUCAAAAUUCCAAUCUUGUCAAGGUAUUGUCAGAUAUACUCUCUGGAGUUUGGGGGCCGGUGCCUUCUUUCCUGAAUGAAGAGCGCCAACUGAUCGACAAACUUAGGGAAGUUCUCCAAAACAAAAGAUACCUUAUCGUGAUUGAUGAUAUAUGGGCAAUGGAAGCAUGGAACAUUAUUAAAUGUUCUUUCAUGGAGAAUAAUCGUGGUAGUAGAGUUAUAAUUACUACACGUAUUGAAGAUGUAGCUCAUGCAUGCUGUUCUUGUUUCCAUGGCCAUGUUUACAACAUCAAACCUCUUAAUGAUCUUGACUCAAGGAGAUUAUUCCAUAGAAGGAUUUUCCCCUCUGAAGAUGCUUGUCCUGAGAAACUAACGAAUGUUUCUGAUAAAAUUCUAAAGAAAUGUCAAGGGGUUCCACUAGCCAUACCGAGUGUAGCCAGCCUUUUGGCUAAUCAUAAGGAGGUAAAUUCAAAGGAAUUCUGGGAAAGGAUACAAAAUUAUUUAAGCUUAAAAUUGGAAGGAAACCCUGCUUUAGAAUGGAUGCGACAUGUCCUUAAUCUUGGAUACAACUAUUUAUCUCUGGAUCUUAAGACCUGCAUGCUAUAUCUCGGUAUAUUUCCUGAAGAUUCUGAAAUAAGAAAGGAUGAUUUGGUUAAGAGGUGGAUCGCCGAGGGUUUUGUGGGUCUAGAGGAGAUUGCAGAAAAUUAUUUUAGCGAGCUCAUCAAUAAAAACAUGAUCCAAAUAGCCGAGUUUGAUGACUGUGGGAAUGUGUUGUCUUGUCGAGUGCAUGAUCUAAUGCUUGACUUUAUCAUACUGAAGUCCACAGAAGAAAACUUUUUCACCAUAACUAAGGAAUCUCCUGUAAUUACCAUGAAAGGCUCCAUGGAAGUUCGUCGACUGUCCCUCCAACUCAGAAAUACAGAAUGCAAUCAUGUGCUAGGGAACAUUGCUCUGGCCCAAGUUAGGUCAUUUAACUUUUGGGGACCUGGUCAAUGUAUGCCUUCUCUCUCAAGGUUUCAACUUGUGCGAGUUCUACAUCUUGAUGUGUAUGAUUCCAAGGAAGAGCAGUAUGAUCUGCCUUCGGUACGCAGUUUGUUCCUACUGACAUAUUUGAGGAUCAGAGGUUUGAAGUGUGAUGAACUGCUAAAACAAUUGCAAACACUGAAACAUUUGAAGUCAUUGGAGAUAGUCGGUGGAGGAAAUCGUGGAGAGCUAGAUGUUCGCUACUUACCCUCAAUGUUGUGGCAUCUCAUUGUUCCUCAAAAUUUGACUUUGUUUGGUGAGAUUGGCAGGAUGGAAGCCCUCCGUACUCUGCAUCAGCCCUUCAUUAUACAUGUGGAGAUCUUGAAGGGACUCGGUAAUCUGAAGAACUUAAGGGAGUUAAAGCUAUAUCUCUUUGGAUUCAGUGAUUUUGAAGAUGCCCUACUCCCUUCGCUCUGUAGGCUCGACAGCCUUCGAUCCCUAGCCACCGAUGGGUACACCUUAGGAUAUGAUUGUUUGACUUAUUGGAACCCACCUCCGCGCCAUCUUCAUAGACUGCAUGCACUGAACGGCCCCUUCUCCAUGGUCCCAGAUUGGAUUGUGCAACUCGAAAAUCUCAAAAGCUUGGAGAUGCAACUCGUGUCACUGCCAAGGGUUGGUGUCGAGGUUCUUGCCAGUCUGACCACGCUGGUUCACCUUAUACUGCGUGUAAGGGGCAGUGUAAGGGAUCAUGCUCCCGAAGAAGACGUCGUUGUUGUCCGUGGUGCGACAUUCCCAAACCUCAAGAAUCUUGUCUUUGUGUAUGAAGUGCCCUGCCUCACGUUCGAGGCAGGCGCUAUGCCAAGGCUUCAUAACCUCACUAUAGAGUGUUGUGUGCAAGCAGUGCGCCAAGCCGAUGGUGUACUCAAUGGCAUCGAGCACCUAGGGAGCCUCAGGGCGUGCAAGGUGCAUAUUUACAAGUGGGCCAACCUCUUCAGGGAGAGUUUUGAUAGGUUUGCUGCUGUGGCACAAGGAGGGGAACACGUAUUUCAGGAGGAGGCUCCACACAUGCAGGUGCAGAGCCUUCGGGCCGCAAUCAGCAAGGCGGUCAACAAGCACCCGGGGAAUCCCAAUGUCAGUAUUGUAACUUUUUGAUAGUGCAAUCAGGCGAAGGAAAUGGGAGGAAGUACUGGUGCUGUUCUUGUGUAUCAAGUCAACUGGUUGCGAUGUGAGCAGAUGGAAGCUGGGGCCAAGUGUUUGCAGUGUUGGGCUGCAGUACAAGGAGCAAAAGGAAGCUGACAUGGUGUUACGAGGGAGUUUAUGUCCCAAUCUGAAUGAUGAUUGUGUAAUGUGUAAUAAUCUUUCUCGUGUUAAGUUGAUAUGGUGUGGUCUAUCAUGUGUUGAGCUUGUAAUUCUUUAUAGCUAUGACACUAAUAAACAUUGGGUUGUGUGCCUUGUACUGCAGCCCAAGAGGAUUUUUCGUUCUUAUCAAUACAUGGUUCUCCUUUUCUAUCAA
Messenger RNA from Triticum aestivum (bread wheat), 5178 nucleotides. RefSeq names its product disease resistance protein RGA5. The record is from RefSeq and is a predicted model, not a curated record. Gene Ontology annotation, molecular function: ADP binding. Bases 2040 to 4817 code for a protein of 925 amino acids. The transcript is spliced from 4 exons. Gene Ontology annotation, biological process: defense response to other organism. Lineage: Eukaryota; Viridiplantae; Streptophyta; Magnoliopsida; Poales; Poaceae.